AUGGAGGAAAAGAGAAGAAGCAACUGUGGUGAGGGCUUUUCAGUUCUGGUGGUAGAUCAUGACACAACCUCUCUCAUGUUACUAACAUCAAUGCUACAACUAUUUUCCUACCAAGUGACAACAACUGAAGUAGAAUCAGUUGCAAUAUCCCUGAUUGAGGAAGCAAAAGACAGAUUCAAACUUGUUAUGGCUGAUGUUAAUAUGGACGACGUCAACAGUCUUUCAUUUCUAAGGAAAUUGCUUAAGAUGAAUAUCCCCUUCAUAUUGAUGUCCAAGGAAAAAGGUCAUAAAGCUGCUGAGAAAGCUGUUGCUUACGGGGCAAGUUUACAUCUGGAGAAGCCGAUUUCCAAGCAUGAUCUUAAAUACCUUUGGCAAUAUGCGUACGGAAGGCCUGCUAAAAGAGCAAAAUAUUUGCAUGGCAAUGAGUUGAGGACAUAUGAUCCCAACAAGAAUGUGGGUGAGAGAGAUGAACAGAAGAAGAUGUUGAACAUCAUGCCGCCGACAGAGAAGAAGCCUCGUCUUCUUUGGAAUGAGGAGCUCCACCAAAAGUUUAUAGCCGCCAUUACUGCAUUAGGCUAUGCCAAUGCUCGCCCCAAGUCAAUAUUAACUAUGAUGGAUGAGCCUAAUUUGACACAACGCCAGGUCGCUAGCCAUCUGCAGAAACAUAAGGAACACAUGAAGCGUUUAAUGUCCAAAGCUAGCCCCAGUGAGCUAGUGUCGAAUGCCAAUGCAUCUACAAGCAUUUAUGGGAAACCAGGAUUCUUGUACAUGCCGCAGGGGUACUACUCAGUCUUGAGUCAACUAGGAGGUCACACUCACAAAUAUUUGAACGACUCAGUUGCAGGCACUUGUCAAUUUUCAUAUCUGCCUCAACAUUCAACUGCUGAUCAUUUUAGCUCAGAAUAUCAUAAUGAAGAGACUCUACAAUUUCCAAACAUCUUGGAAUCUAUGCAUGAGAAGCAGAACAUUAUUCCAGGUCCAAGUCCUAGUGGGAAUUUGGUGUAUGAGAAUCAUAAUUGGGAGCCAUGGACUGAAGCGGCACGAGGGGUGGCAGAGGCAGAGAUAGGUGUUGGGAAUGCAGCAGGUGGGGUUACGUGGAACCAACAGUCACCGGAGUUGGCUCAGUUGUUGAAACAUCUAGAGGAGGAGGGAGAUGAUUGUGGAGAUUGUGCCAACCAACCACAUCCAGAUGCGGUUGAUCAAUUCUGUGAAUGGCUAAAGGAAGCCAUACAAGGAAAUGAUAAUAAUCCUUAG
Molecule: messenger RNA, 1254 nt
Organism: Gossypium raimondii (Peruvian cotton)
Lineage: Eukaryota; Viridiplantae; Streptophyta; Magnoliopsida; Malvales; Malvaceae
Product: two-component response regulator ARR14-like
Exons: 6
Coding region: 1-1254 (417 amino acids)
Biological process (GO): phosphorelay signal transduction system
Molecular function (GO): DNA binding
Source: RefSeq, a predicted model, not a curated record